AAAAAAAAAUUAUCCUCCCGCAACCGCCCGCAACCGCAAACGCUAACUGGAACUAGCUUUUGAUUUUAAGAGGUUCGGAGCGGUUUAAAGCGAUUUGUAGCGGUUUGUAUGAUUGUUUCGAAACGCUGUCAACCGCUACCAACCGCAAAAGCUGCGUUUGCGGGUGGUAGCGGGGAAACCAAUCAACCUCUAAAUAUAUGUUUAUCACACAGAUAUGAGAUCAUGUUUAUAUCCGAAAAUAAAUUUUAUUUAUGGUUUGUAUUUUAGUUUGAGUCCGUUCAUAAACCCGAGAUAUUUUCAUGUUAAUAAAACACGUUGCAAUAUUUGUAAUAAACAUGAUUUUGGACUAGAAAUAAUUGACAACUUGAGGUAAAAUAUGUCACCUUGCGAUUAAAACAAUCUCUUGUUAAAAAAACUUGAAAUAAAAUAUGAACAAAACAGUGGGAAUAUGGAAACAUAUACAAAUGUUGGUAUAAAGUCUGAUCAUAACCAAAUCAAAAUCUUCCUAACUCCUAGGAGUGUCUUCUUCAGGACAAAAGUACUUGAUGUGUCUAAAAGAUAAAAGAAAACAUUUAAAUCAAUUAAUUGUUAGGACCAAUAACAAAAAAAGCUGCGUAUUUUAUCAUCAUUUUACUUUUUGUAAGCAAUGAACCUCCAAUUGUUAUCGGGAGUAUUGCUUAAUAACAUAUCGCACAUAUUGUUCUCAAAAGUUAAAAGAUCAAAACACAGCGAGAAAGGAAGAUAAAGGUUGAUGGCUUUUUAAUUAUUAGAGCCCUUCCAUUACCAAGAAGAUGCUUCGAUAUGUGAUGUGCCAUCUAACAAGUAUACAUAAAAUAGUUUUUUGAAAUAUAUGUGAAGUGAGUCUCUUUAAAUUGAAAUAUAUGUACAGGAAACAAAAUGUUAUUCUGUAAUUCAGAUUUAUUAAAGAAUGAGUCUAACGAUUAUAGAUUGAAGAUUUGAAUUUACCACGCCUUCAAAAACGGAAGUAUUAAUCUUUCAUAACUUAAAAGGUCGUUUUCUGAAGACAUCAGUGGAACCCCACGUGGAGGUGUUGUAAAUUUCCUAGCGUAAUAUAUCAUGUAACAAUGAUUUCCUAGUAAAAAACUUGAAUAUGGGAUGAUUACACACGGAAUGAAUGAUAUAAAUCAAUGUCAUAAAGUCGGUAAUUACUUUCCCCAAAUUAAAAGAUUUGCGUGAGUUCGUCUAGACCAGUCAAAAUUUUACUUACGACCAAGUUUUAUUAACUGUAGCAUUUGAUCUUUGAAAGUGUGAUGAUGACCACCUAGGCUAGUCCUAGGUCCCAACUCCCAAACUUAGUGGAGCAGAGCGCGCGUGAACAUGGCCACGAUGUGUUUCUCCACGAUGGCAAGUUAUGAAUCUACUUCUUUCUACACAAUGGGUUAACCGUUGAUCACAUUGAUCAUCUCUCGCAGGGAAACGACACAUGUGUUACUGCCGUACACGUGUAGAUUGAGUGAUCACGACACUUUCUUCUGCUUCAGGACACAGGCUUAUCUGUCAACUAUUCAAUUAACUGUAUCCAACUAACGUUUAUUGCACAAGAAACAAUAACUUAUAGGCUUCUUGUCAGUUCCCCCAAUACUAUUUAUAAUGUCCGGCUUUUCCAUAUAAUCAUCUAGUAGUACAAGUUUUUAUAGAACGGUAGAACGGGAUUUAUUGUUUUUAAAUGGCAAACGAAAGAGUUAUGAAAUGUAAAUUUGACUUGUUCUGAUAUCAAGGCAUUAUUUAGAGAAAUCCAGUUAAUGUUGAAAAGCAAUGGGCGAAUCGUGUAUGGACCAUUUAAAAGGGAAAGGAAAAAGAAGCUAUAAACGGCGCACACAAAAAUGUAUCGUGGACCAAAGAUAAUCUUACUCUAUUAAAAGGGCGAUAUGCAGGCUCCUUAAGGGUGCCACGUCGGAUCGGAAAUUCCACCAAUGAUAGUGCAGCAAAGAGACAUGUCAUCUCUUAAUAAUUUCGUUUGGGCUUCGUGUUUGGUAUAAUUGAUUUUGGGCUUCUGGUUUUAGAUUUUUUCGAUUAUUAGGGCUUCGUCUUUCUUUCUCAAUCAUUCCUUCUUCCGACUUCGGUGAUCUUGCCGUUCUUCUCUUCAACUUCCUCCUCUUCUCUUACUCUUCUCUCUGGAUCCGUUUCAUCCCAUACUCUCUUUACUUCACGCUCUAAUCAAACCUUGAUUGAUUUCAUUGAAUGGAUUCUUUUCAUCUUCCUCUCUAUCUCUCUAUUUAUAAAUCUUUUCACUUGAGUUAUGUGUCGAUCAAAAUUGAAAAUUCUCUCUCAAACAAUCGUCGCGAUGGAACCCAAAGGACACUCUCCGAUCUCAAGCCUCCGCACUACCAACAAAAAGACCGUCGCAUCUUCCGCGUCCACUAAGCCAAACGGGAAGUCCGUCGAUUCCUCCGCCACUGCGAUGAAGCGUAACGGGAAGUCUGCUGUUUCGUCUGCUAUUCCGAUGAAGUCAAACACUUCUGCCGCCGUCUCCUCCGCGCAUGACGAUAAAAUGAUGUUCUUCAGAGAUGUGAAACUCGGCCCACAAGAGGUCGACUUGAGGUUCCGUCUGAUUCAUUACUGGGAGGCUCGAAAUCCAAAUACGAAAACUCUCAUUGGACAGGAAAUGCUCCUUAUCGAUGAAGAGGGAGCUGUUAUUCAAGGUUAUGUUCCAUCGGGACGGGUUGGGUCAUAUGAGCUGAUAUCGGGUUGUGUUUACAAACUGAAGAAUUUUUUCGGCUCCAGAAACAAAACUCAGUAUCGUGUUUCUGAUCAUAACGCAACCGUCACCUUCGCUUGGAAUUCUGAGCUAUCCGUUGUUGAUAACCCCCCGGUUUCAAUCCCUGAGGAUAGGUUCAGGUUUCAUAACUACGAGGAGUUCCAGGCUAAUUGUGACCACAAAAUUGAUCUUUAUGACUAUGUUGGCCACAUGAAGCUGGUGAAUGGGCAGACUAUCACUGAUCAUAUUGUUCUCGACGAAGCCGGCAUAGCAGAGAAGCGGCAUCUUUGUGUUCAUGUUCAGACACACGACGGGCCAGUAAUGAAGCUCUAUCUAUGGGACAAAGCCGCAUCGGACUUCUGUGAGAAAUUCAAAUCUUAUGGAAGCACUCCAAGCGUUAUUUUGGUCACCACAGUCAACCCUAAGCAUCUUGGAGGAACCCUUGCUCUGACUUCGAUGGCAUCAUCUCGAGUGUUUAUGGAUACUGAUGUUCAGCCUAGCAGGGAUUACCUCGGGUGGUUGGGAUCCAACUCGGAAAUUGCUAACAAGAUUAAUGCAGAGGUUGUCACUAAGCCUGAGACAGCUACUCUUGAGGAACUCUUCUCCUACAUAAAGCUGCCAACUGCUAAGGUUGCUUGGUUUGAAUGCACAGCAACUAUAGAUGAUGUUAUCCAGGGUUCGGCUUGGUAUUAUAUUUCAUGCGAUGGGUGUAACAGCAAGGCGUUCAAAGGGCCUACCUCCCUGAUUUGUAACAAUAAGAAGUGUAUGAAGAGUGAAGUCACGGGCGUUGCUCAAUACCUAACCAGGAUAUCUGUUUAUGAUAAGAGUGAGCAAGCAGUUUUUGUCAUUCUUGGUGAUGCUGGCAAAGAGUUGACUGGAAAGCAUGCUUCAGAAUUAGUUGCCAGAUACUUUGAGUCUAAUGAGAGCGUGGAAGCUGACCAUUGCGUGCCGGUACCGCAAGAUUUGCUUGAUACAAUCGGGCAGACACACAGGUUCAUAGUGAAAGUCUCCGAUCAUAACUUGAAAGGGAAGACACGGACCAUAACCGUCACCAAGAUACUUCCACCAGAAGCUCCACAUCCUAUAGAACCAUUGGUCGAAGACGCUAUUCCAGCUACGUCCGAUGGUUUCUUGAAGACUGGAAGUGAAGUAUCCGGUUCCUCCAGUGGGUUAGUGGAUGCCGCUGGUGGUCGGGUUAGAAAAGCGUCUGAGGGUAUUGAAUCAGACGAAGCCAAGCGUUCCAAGAGUGGCUAAUGCAGCUUCAGCUAUCUUCAUACGCAGUGACUGUUUUUUGCUGCAGUAUGAGUUCGGUUUGAUGUUUACGUAACGACUUU
Molecule: messenger RNA, 4053 nt
Organism: Brassica rapa (field mustard)
Lineage: Eukaryota; Viridiplantae; Streptophyta; Magnoliopsida; Brassicales; Brassicaceae
Biological process (GO): double-strand break repair via homologous recombination; meiotic cell cycle; telomere maintenance via telomerase
Cellular component (GO): DNA replication factor A complex
Molecular function (GO): single-stranded telomeric DNA binding; damaged DNA binding
Source: RefSeq, a predicted model, not a curated record